AUGCGGGUAUUCACCCACCAGAUGAUGUUUCAUGCAGUGAGCGACCCGAUCUGGUGUCGCGUAUUCUCAACCUCUCUAACGGGAGAGGUGUUGGAGUGGUUCUCCGAGCUGUCGGCUAACAGCAUCGACUCCUUCGCCACUCUGAAAGCCAGGUUCAGCACGCAGUUUGCCCCCUUGAGGCCAGCCAUACUGACGGUGGAUAACUUAGUCAACAUCCGCCAGGAGGAUGGGGAAUCACUGAGAAGUUAUCUCGAUCUGUAUAAUCGCAUGUCGGUCAAGAUAAAAGACCUUAGCGACAAAAUCGCUCGGCAUCACUUCUCGUACGGUCUGCAGUCGGGUGUGUUCGCGGAUAAGAUAAGCCACAAAAAGCCAAAGACGAUGGAGGAGAUGAGGGAGCGAGCGACCAAGUUCAUCCAGAUGGAAGAUAUGCAGGAGUUUAGGGUGAAGAAAAGGGAGAAGGAAGAUGCAGCUUCACAUAAAAGCGCCCCCCGACCGAGCAAACCCCUUGCUCUGCCCAACGAGAAGAAAACACCCAAAAAGAAACCUCCACCUCCCGACGCCGAUGGGAGCAAGCAUUGUCAGUACCAUCGGACAAUCAGCCAUACAACGGAAGAGUGCCAUACGCUCCGUGAUAAGAUUGAGGAGCUGAUCUGCCAAGGGCACUUGAAGAAAUACAUCCAGCAGGACCGCCCCCAGCGAAGCCCGAUCAGGAACAGAAGCCUGGCACGAAGACAGGCCCCAGCUAAGUGGGAAAAGAGGCGAGAGCGGGAGCCCGAUAGGCGAAGGAGAGAGUCGUCUAGAGCCCACCGAAGCCCGAGGAGGAGUCGCAGUCGAAGCAGAGAUAAACCCUUAAGGGGUUACAUCAAUACCAUUUCGGGAGGAUUCGCUGAAGGAGGAUCGAGCUCGUCUGCUCGAAAGAGACAUGUCCGAGCGCUCAAAUCGGUCCACCUGGUGGAGAAGAAGGUGCGAUCGAUGCCCCAUAUAACCUUCACCGAUGAGGACUUCAAAGCCCCAGACCCCGAUCAUGAUGACCCGAUGGUCAUCUCCAUCGAAGUAGCGAAGUAUGGGAUUGGGAAGGUUCUGGUAGACCAAGGAAGCUCUGUCAACAUUUUGUACUAG
Messenger RNA from Vigna unguiculata (cowpea), 1119 nucleotides. The record is from RefSeq and is a predicted model, not a curated record. Lineage: Eukaryota; Viridiplantae; Streptophyta; Magnoliopsida; Fabales; Fabaceae.